UACAUGGAGAAGAGCUAUCUGUUUAUUUCCAACAUAGGAGCUUGUAGGCAGACCCACAAACACCAACAUGACCGUGACUGUUCAGAGAAGUUCCCCUUUUUACCUUCACAGUCCACCAACACUCCCCAGUCCUGUUUUUCUUCAAUCUCAAAAUUUCAUAGAAAAUGAAGUUUUUCACAGAGACUGUUAUUACUACUCUCAGGAGCAGAAAGGGAUCUCGCAGACAGGUUUUAAAAUCUGUCCUCUUCUAUCUCUGGGAUGUGUACUCUGCACCUACACCUGCUGGCCGAGACGUCCUGACUCUGCUGUCCCUCUGUUUCACGCUCGCCAUUGUCACCGGUGGCCUUCUUCAUCACUGGCUGUCUAGGACCUUGAGAUACGACCAUGACCCGUCUGUUCAGACCGCAUGCAUCUACAGUGUGACUAUGUUUCUGGUCUCAUUCCUGUGUCACCCUCUGCGCUGUGUGCUGACCAUGAUUCUGCCCACUGUCUGUACUAAACAGGGACGCAAACUCCUCAUCUCAGCAUGUGUCAUGAUUUUAGUGGUCAACGUCAUCCCUAAUAUUACAGUGAAUGUAGGGGCGGUAGCACGCAUCCUGAAGUGCACUGCUGAGGGUUUUACAAAGACUUUAUUAAAAUCGUCUGAACCCUUGAACAAAGCGAAGCAGGACCUUGUUGAAGAAACCAUCAAAGUGAGGAGGGAAGACUUGAGCAUUGUCACUAAUUUAAGGAAGUUAGAUCAUUUUAUACAUGUUGAUGUGUCAGAAGUUAAAAGCAGGUUUAAUAAAAUUAUUCGGCUGAUAGAGGUCAACUUCUCACAUGCCGGGAACCUGCUAAAAGAGUGCAAACUGCUGUCAAAUCGGGUUCUUGCUGCCUUUUUUGUUGCCUUGCUAAUCUUUGAAUCUGCACGCUACUUGAAAUCUUACCUCACAUCAGUUCAGUUUGAUAAUGGCUACAUCUACAAAAAGCUCCUGAAAAAAGAAACUCACGCUGGUGACAAAAGACCAGCAAAAAAUAAAAUAAAUCUCACAAGCUGUAAAAUAACAAGUCAGGAAAGUACCUCUUGCUUCAUAUCACUGGUUGUGGUAACAUUAUAUUUCAUUGGGAUAACUUCAAUAGUAGCUUUGGAUCAUGUUGUGUAUCAUAUAGUUCAGGUGACUGUGCCCUGGUUACUGGAUUUUCCUCCUACAUCUGCCAGCAUAAGUGUCAAUUAUAAGGUUCAGUUGUUCCUCCACGCACUCUGUAACAUACGACAGUCCUGCGUCACGCUGGAGCUGACAAACUUCCACAGGGAUUACAACUGGACCUUUAGCCCCGAGCCAUCGCUCUGUGAUGUGAAAACUUCCGCUCCGAACCUGGGAGUCACACUCCUGCUGGGAUGCCUCUGGCUGAUGAGCUACUCUAUGGUGUUCCUCGAGGUUUACGCCAGGCGCCUGCGCAGGAAAAUCUCUGCAUCCUUUUUCAGAGAGCAGGAGGAGAGGAGAAUGGCUUACUUGAUGAAGAAAAUACAAGUGAAGCAGGAUAAAAAAGAGCAAAAAGAGACUAUUUCCUUUGAGGUUUCCUGUGUGUGAAGUUGUCACUGCACAUUGCAGUUCUUGCCUGCAUUUUUCUGAUGAUAUUUUUGAGCUGCCAGCAGCAUGGCAUUGUCAGUCAGUCCAGACUGAAAUAUCUCCCAACAACUAUUGGAUGAUUUGUCAUGAUAUUUUCUACAGACAUACUUUGGUCGCCAGAGGAUGUGGCGUACAGACUUUGUUGAUCCCUUGACUUUUACUCUAGUGCCACCAUGAGGUUAACAUUUAGGUUUUUAGUGAAAUGUCUCCACAACUAUUAAAUGGAUUGCCAUGAUAUUUGGCACAGAUAUUCAAGCUGCCCAGGCAGUGAAUGCUCAUGACUUUGGCGAUCCCCUGACUUUUCAUGUAGCACCACCAGCAGGUCAAAGUUUUUAGUUGUCCAGUGAAAUCUACCUGAUGAAUUGGCACAAAAUUAGUACAGAGAUUCAUGGUUCCUACACCAUCUGUCUAAUGAUAUUGGUGAUCCCGCCACUUUUCCUUUAGUGCCAAGAUUAACGUCUACCAUUUUGAGUGAAAUGUCUCAACAAAUAAUGGAUGGAUUGUCAUUAGAUUUGGUACAAACAUUCAUGUCCACCACAGGAACUUUCAAUCCAAUGAUCAGGCCCAGAUAUAAUUAUUCAGUUUUUCUUUUAAGUCUGCAUCGCACCAUUCAGCACCCUCAUGCUGAUUUUUCUGUUUCAUAGGCUUGUGAGAGAGCUUCCUGUGUAUGAGCGACCCUCAUAACAGCUUUCCCUCUAAGCGUAUAACCACUCGACAGCCUCCUCUUAGGCACUCACACUAAAACCCGAUGUGGUUUUUCAUAGAUGUAUAACAACAUCUGCUGAGUUUGCUUCCACCUUGUUUUUUUAACACAUGCCUGGUAACAGUUUUUUUUU
Messenger RNA from Xiphias gladius (swordfish), 2446 nucleotides. RefSeq names its product osteoclast stimulatory transmembrane protein. Lineage: Eukaryota; Metazoa; Chordata; Actinopteri; Istiophoriformes; Xiphiidae. The coding region runs from base 165 to 1571 and encodes 468 amino acids. Gene Ontology annotation, cellular component: membrane. The record is from RefSeq and is a predicted model, not a curated record. The transcript is spliced from 3 exons.